Molecule: messenger RNA, 1319 nt
Organism: Paramecium pentaurelia
Lineage: Eukaryota; Ciliophora; Oligohymenophorea; Peniculida; Parameciidae
Source: the annotation of a GenBank genome assembly
AUGCAACAAUAUAAAAAGAGUCAAUAUAAAUUGAUUUUAGUAUUGGUUGGAUUACCAGCAAGAGGGAAAACACACAUUUCUUAUAAAUUAAAUAGAUAUUUGAAUUGGAUUGGAUAUAAAAGUGAAAUCUUCUCUAUAAAAGGAGCAUAAUAAAACAAUACUUAAUUAGAUCAAAAUAUAGAUUAUGAAUUAGAAAUAGAUCCAACUAAUUAGUAAGUAAGAUUUAUCUUAAUAUUUAGUUUGCAGAAGUUAGAUAGUAACUAUCUUUUACAGCUGCUCAAGAAUUAGUGUCAUUUUUAUAAAGUGAUGGAGAUAUUGCAUUAUAUAAUGGUUUAACAAGUACAAAGUUAGAUAGAUAAAAGUUAAAAUCUUUAUUUAAAGAGAAACUAAAAUUAGAAUAUUAAGUAUUUUGGAUAGAAUCAAUUUGUGAUGAUCCUUAAGUAAUUCUUAAUAAUAUUAAUGAAUCUAAAUUAAGUAGAUUUAAAGAUUAAGCAAUUGAACAAUUUAUGAAUUACAUAAAUGUAUUAGCAUAAAAUUACGAAAGUCUUGAAAAUAUAGAAAAUCUAUCAUACAUCAAACUAAUUAAUAUUGGUAAAUUAGUGAAAGUACAUAUGUUGGAGGGUUAUUUGUGUUCUAAAAUAGUAUCAUUUCUUUUGAAUUUACAUGCAAACAAUAGAUAAAUAUAUUUAGUAAGAUCAUGUUAAACUGAAUAUCAUUUACUUGAUAAAAUAGGAGGAGAUCCAGAAUUAUCUGUAACAGGAAAAUAAAAUAGUCAAUAAUUAGGUGAUUAUUUUAUUGAAGAAUUAAAAGGAAAUAAAAAUGUAAUUAGAUCUUAAAAUAUCUUUAGAUUACAUUUUUUACAUCUUAAAUGAAAAGAGGUAUUUAAACAGCUGAAAUAGUAGGAGAUAAACUAGGAAUAAAAGCAUUAAAAACAAAAAAUUUAGAUGAAAUUGAUUAUGGAAUAUGUGAUGGAUUAACAGUAAAAGAAAUAGCAGCAAAAUAUCCAAAAUAGAUUAAAGAAAGGAAAGCUAAUCCACUUGAAUUUAAAUAUCCUCGUGGUGAAUCAUUUUUAGAUGUAAUACAUAGAGUAGAACCUAUAAUUUAUGAAAUAGAAAGAUCAAGAGAACCUGUUUUAAUUAUAGCACAUGUUGCUGUUUUAAAGUAUUUUAAAUUAUAUUAAUCUAAUUAGAUGUUUAUAUGCAUAUUAUCAUUGUAAUUAAAUAAAUGAAAUACCAAAUAUUGAUAUACCUAUCAAUUGUGUUAUUAAGUUAGUACCCAUACCCUACCAUUGUCUUGAAAGUAGAGUAAUUAUUAAAUGA